AUGAGAAACACAAUUCACAGCAUUUCAUUUGAUAAUGCAGAUUUUGUAUUGCACUACAGAAUGCUUAGAUAUGGAUUACGACCAUUAGAUGUUGGCGGAGGAGAUUGUUUAUUUAAAUCUAUAUCUCAUCAGUUAUAUGGUGAUUCAAGUCAUCAUGCAGAAAUCAGAGCUUUAGAAGUUACAUAUUUGAUUGAAAAUCCAGAACAAUUUUUAGAAAGUGUAGAAGACACACCAUGGGUUCAGUAUUUAUCUGAUAUGUCUAAGCAAGGCACAUGGGCUGAUAACAUUAUCAUACAAGCAGUUGCUGAUGCAAUAAACUUAAAGAUUCAUAUUAUAAAAUCAAGUCAAAAUUUCCGGGAAAUCACCUUAAUUGAGCCUGCACAGAGCAAUUUGUUACAAAACAGGAGAUCAAUAUUCAUAGGUCAUAUAGGAGAGAUGCAUUAUGUUUUAACAUGUUCAACUGACAGUAGCAAUGAUAUCAAUGACGAUAGCAACAAAGUUAAUGAAAAAUUAGACAAUCGUAGAAGCAAAAGGCAACAAAAAGCUGAUUAUAUGAAACAAUACAGAAUAUCUACUGCAUCUCCUGAGAAAAGAGCCAAAAUUAAUGCAGGUCCAGAGAAAAAAGCUAAGCGUAAUGAAUAUGAACGAAAUCAUAGAGCAAGUUUAGCAUCUCCAGAGAACAAAGCUAAGCGUAAUGAAUAUGAACAAAAUCAUAGCGCAACUUUAGCAUCUCCUGAGAAAAAAGCCAAGCAUAAUGAAUAUGAACAAAAUCGAAGAUUAUAA
This is a messenger RNA of Stylophora pistillata, 783 nucleotides long. Its product is annotated as OTU domain-containing protein 1-like. NCBI's taxonomy places the organism in Eukaryota, Metazoa, Cnidaria, Anthozoa, Scleractinia, Pocilloporidae. The record is from RefSeq and is a predicted model, not a curated record.